This is a messenger RNA of Homarus americanus (American lobster), 804 nucleotides long. RefSeq names its product serine/threonine-protein kinase pkn2-like. The record is from RefSeq and is a predicted model, not a curated record. Lineage: Eukaryota; Metazoa; Arthropoda; Malacostraca; Decapoda; Nephropidae. Gene Ontology annotation, cellular component: nucleus; cytoplasm. The coding region runs from base 1 to 804 and encodes 267 amino acids. Gene Ontology annotation, biological process: protein phosphorylation; mitotic DNA damage checkpoint signaling. Gene Ontology annotation, molecular function: ATP binding; protein serine/threonine kinase activity. The transcript has a single exon.
AUGGUAGAAGAGAUGACUAGCUACCAAGAGGGAUCACACCUGGUGGAGUUCGGUUAUGCCGACUUUGAAAAAAUAUUCAAAAAGACCGGUAUUUUGGGCGAAGGGGUCAGUGGCGAAGUAUUGCUGGGAGAGUUUUUCAACAGACCUGCCUGCGCUAAAAUAGGAGUAAGCCAUGGCGUCAACAACAUCUUUAAAAGUGAGAUAGAAAACAAUUUAAAAAUAAAUGGCGCUGGUGGAUCCCCCAUCCUGCUGGGGUCGUGCAUCGAUUACCCGGUAAUGAUCUUCUCAGUCUGCCAGGGUCAAUCAUUGUACGACAUUAUCGAUAAUUUAUUUGUUUUAUCUCCCACCCGGUCGAUAAACCUCUUCCUACCCAUAGCUGAAGGCCUAGCCGAGGUACACAGCCGGGGUAUCAUCCAUAAUGACAUUAAAGGGGAUAAUGUUCUGCUGGAGAAGAAUCCCGAUGGAUCCUUCACCUCCCACCUUAUCGAUUUUGGCUUAUCAAGAGUCGAAGGUGGCCACCUGACCUUACGCAGCAACCCGUACGGGAGCCAUUACGCCCCCGAGCUAUUUAAAGGUCAACCCUGCACCCCGGCCAGCGACAUUUAUUCGCUUGCAGUGAUGAUCUCCGACACCCAAAAUACCUUUGACAACCUCUGGCUGCCAGGGGUUAAAGACCUGUGCAAGAAAAUGCUCUGCCGCAGCCCACAGCACCGCCCAAGUCUCGCUAAAGUGAUUGAAGUUUUUAAGCAGUCCCUCGAGGAGCUCUCCCUUGAGGUGCUCUCCCCCUCCAAGACACACCACUGA